This is a messenger RNA of Lepisosteus oculatus (spotted gar), 2096 nucleotides long. RefSeq names its product perilipin 2 (gene plin2). Gene Ontology annotation, biological process: positive regulation of triglyceride storage; lipid storage. The record is from RefSeq and is a predicted model, not a curated record. NCBI's taxonomy places the organism in Eukaryota, Metazoa, Chordata, Actinopteri, Semionotiformes, Lepisosteidae. Gene Ontology annotation, cellular component: lipid droplet; cytosol.
GAAUCGUGUCUGGAGAAGACAGGAGUAACGGACGAGCCUUGUGUUUUUGGAGGUUUGCGAUCCAUUUUCUGUGAAGAGUGAAACAUGGCGUCGAUGGAAGUUGUGGCGCAGCAGAAUGUGGUAGCCAGAGUGGCUAACCUUCCACUGGUGAGCUCCACCUAUGACAUGAUGACCAGUGUGUACUCCAAUACUAAGGAGAAUCAUCCCUACAUCAAGUCUGUGUGUGAAGUGGCUGAGAAAAGUGUGAUGACCAUUACUUCAGUGGCACUGACCAGUGCCAUGCCUAUAAUUCAGAAGCUGGAGCCUCAAAUUGCAGUAGCAAAUGACCUAGCUUGUAAGGGUCUGGAUAAAAUUGAGAAGACCUUGCCAAUCCUCCACCAGCCCUCCGAUAAGAUCGUUGCCAAUGCUAAGGAUGUUGUGACUGGAGCUAAGGAUGCGGUUUCUAUCACUGUGAUGGGAGCCAAAGAUACCGUUUCUUACACCAUCACUGGGGUGGUGGACAAGACCAAAGGAGCAGUGCAGGAUGGUGUGGAGAUGACCAAGGCUGUGGUAAAUGGCAGUGUCAACACGGUGAUGGGCAGUCGCGUGGUACAGCUGGUGAGCUCUGGUGUGGACACAGCACUGAGCACUUCUGAGUCACUGGUGGAUCAGUAUCUCCCACUGACCGAGGAGGAGCUAGAGAAUGAAGCUAAAAAUGUAGAAGGGUUUGAAGUUGCGACUAAUAAACCCAGCUACUACAUUCGUUUGGGAUCCCUUUCCACCAAGUUUCGCAAGAGAGCAUACCACCAGGCAAUAGCCAAGGUGCGUGAUGCUAAACAGCGAAGCCAGGAGUCAAUUUCUCAGCUUAACUACACAGUUGAUCUGAUUGAAUAUGCUAGAAAGAACAUGGACAGUGCUAACAAAAGGAUUCACAAUGUUCAAGAUAAACUGAACUCUUGGGUGGAGUGGAAGAAGGUGCCUGGGGGCAAUGAGGGAGGAAGUGAAGUGGAGCAUAUUGAAUCUCGUACUCUGGCCAUAGCCCGCAAUCUCACCCAUCAGCUACAGACCACCUGCUUGACCUUGGUCUCCAGCAUACAGGGGCUGCCCCAACACAUCCAGGACCAGGCUCAAUCCCUCACUCACUCUGCUGCUGAAGUCUACAGUAACUUCAGUUCUGCCUCCUCCUUCCGUGACAUGUCUGACAAUGUAUUAGCAAGCAGCAAAGGCCAGCUGGGUAAAAUGAAAGAAUCCCUGGAUGGUGUGAUGGACUACCUGGUCAACAACACCCCUCUCAACUGGCUGGUAGGUCCCUUUUACCCCAGGCUGAGCCCUGAUUCCCAGAGCCCUCAAAACGACGGGAAAGAGAAGAAAAGGCCCAAACAAGAGGAAAUGCAGCUGCUGAAUGCCAAGCACUAGGCUUGCAGCUUUAACUGCAGUGUUCAACAUUCCGCUUAUCGUCCUUUAAUCUUUCAGGGUUUUAAUGGAGGGAAUUUUAUUUUGGAGACAGAAGGCCUAUUCAUUCCAGUAUGAAGUAGUUAACCAGCUGCAGCUUUGAAACGGUCUAUAGGAGAUCGGUUUGCCAAAACCAUUUAAAAAAGGUAAACAAAAGCAUUUGCAAAUGCUCAAAUCCUUCCAUUAUUGUAAAGCUCCUCAUCUUUUUGAGGGCCAUUGCAAGUGCUCUUGGACCAUGUGUAUUAGUUGAAAGCCCUCAAAAGUGAGCCGUGCAUGUGGAAGAAUGGGCAGUCCCUGUUAACGGAUAAAUGCUGAAAAGUCUUGCUGGCAAAGGGUAGAUGAAGAGAAUUUUAACUAGCUUGCUGUCUCACAAAGCACUUUUCCCUCCCUUCAGGCUUGUGAUGUUAGGGCUUUGCUCUUGCAGCAUACUCUGCUUGUAGUUGCAUGCAGUUCUGUGGUGUGUGGUAAUGGAACCUUGGCUUGGUGGCUCACUCCCCUCACCUUGUGUGCCUUUGUAAGAUCAAAGUAGGAGGUGAUUAUGGAACUUCAAAUUGAUAUCCAGCCUUUGUGCCAUUUUUACUGUGCCUUUUAGCUGCUCUGGUGAUAUAUUGAAUUUGUAUUUCAAACUAUGUAAUACAUUAACAAUAAACAAACAAAGCAUCUGA